Messenger RNA from Solanum verrucosum, 4106 nucleotides. RefSeq names its product phytochrome B. The transcript has 4 exons. The record is from RefSeq and is a predicted model, not a curated record. Gene Ontology annotation, cellular component: nucleus. Gene Ontology annotation, biological process: protein-tetrapyrrole linkage; detection of visible light; regulation of DNA-templated transcription. Bases 149 to 3541 code for a protein of 1130 amino acids. NCBI's taxonomy places the organism in Eukaryota, Viridiplantae, Streptophyta, Magnoliopsida, Solanales, Solanaceae. Gene Ontology annotation, molecular function: phosphorelay sensor kinase activity; photoreceptor activity; protein homodimerization activity.
CCCAUUUCUGUAUUCAACCAAAAAUUCAAUCUUUUUUGAGUUUCCCAAAAGUCAGUUUUUUUUCCCUCAACUGAAUUUGUUUUAGGGUUUUAAAAUUGACAAGUUUUUCCAUGUAAUAGCAAGAAAAAUUUGUGUGGAGGAGAGAGAAAUGGCUUCUGGAAGUAGAACAAAGCAUUCCCAUCAUAGUUCAUCUCAAGCUCAAUCUUCAGGUACAAGUAAUGUAAAUUACAAAGAUUCAAUAAGCAAAGCUAUAGCACAGUACACAGCUGAUGCUAGGCUUCAUGCUGUGUUUGAACAAUCUGGUGAGUCUGGAAAGUUUUUUGAUUAUUCACAGUCUGUUAAAACUACUACACAAUCUGUGCCUGAAAGGCAAAUUACUGCUUAUUUGACUAAAAUUCAAAGAGGAGGUCAUAUUCAGCCUUUUGGUUGUAUGAUAGCUGUAGAUGAGGCUAGUUUUCGUGUAAUAGCUUAUAGUGAAAAUGCCUGUGAAAUGCUUAGUUUAACUCCACAAUCUGUUCCAAGCCUUGAGAAGUGUGAGAUCCUCACUAUUGGAACUGAUGUUAGGACCCUUUUUACCCCUUCUAGCUCUGUUUUGCUAGAAAGAGCAUUUGGGGCACGUGAGAUCACUUUACUCAACCCAAUUUGGAUACAUUCCAAGAAUUCUGGAAAGCCCUUUUAUGCAAUUUUGCACAGGGUUGAUGUUGGUAUUGUCAUUGAUUUGGAGCCUGCUAGAACUGAGGACCCUGCUUUAUCUAUUGCUGGAGCAGUGCAAUCACAGAAACUUGCAGUGAGGGCUAUUUCUCAUUUGCAAUCACUUCCUGGUGGGGACAUUAAGCUUUUGUGUGAUACUGUUGUUGAGAGUGUCAGGGAGUUAACCGGGUAUGACCGGGUUAUGGUAUAUAAAUUUCAUGAGGAUGAGCAUGGAGAGGUAGUGGCUGAGAGUAAAAGAUCAGAUUUAGAGCCCUAUAUCGGUUUGCAUUAUCCUGCUACUGAUAUUCCUCAAGCUUCACGGUUUUUGUUUAAGCAGAACAGGGUGAGAAUGAUUGUGGACUGCCAUGCUACCCCUGUGCGGGUUACUCAGGAUGAAUCACUGAUGCAGCCUUUAUGUCUAGUUGGUUCCACACUUAGAGCACCUCAUGGUUGCCACGCACAGUACAUGGCAAAUAUGGGGUCUAUUGCCUCAUUAACACUGGCAGUUAUUAUCAACGGAAAUGAUGAGGAAGCUGUGGGUGGCGGUCGAAAUUCAAUGAGGCUAUGGGGCUUGGUUGUUGGACACCACACUUCUGUUCGGUCCAUUCCUUUCCCUCUUAGGUAUGCAUGUGAAUUCCUUAUGCAGGCCUUUGGACUCCAAUUGAACAUGGAGUUGCAAUUGGCGUCACAGUUGUCUGAGAAACAUGUUUUAAGGACACAAACACUGUUAUGUGACAUGCUCCUUCGAGACUCUCCACCGGGGAUUGUUACCCAAAGCCCCAGUAUUAUGGACCUUGUGAAGUGCGAUGGUGCUGCUCUAUACUACCAGGGGAAGUACUAUCCAUUAGGCGUCACACCAACUGAAGCUCAGAUAGAGGACAUUGUGGAGUGGUUAUUGGCUUACCAUGGAGACUCAACAGGUUUAAGUACUGACAGUUUGGCUGAUGCUGGGUAUCCUGGAGCAGCUUCACUUGGUGAUGCAGUUUGUGGUAUGGCUGUCGCUUAUAUAACUUCUAAAGAUUUCUUGUUUUGGUUUCGCUCCCACACAGCGAAAGAAAUAAAGUGGGGUGGUGCAAAGCAUCAUCCUGAAGACAAGGAUGACGGACAGAGAAUGCAUCCACGUUCUUCCUUCAAGGCAUUUCUGGAAGUUGUUAAAAGUCGGAGCUCACCAUGGGAAAAUGCCGAAAUGGAUGCAAUCCACUCUUUGCAGCUAAUUCUGCGAGAUUCAUUUAAGGAUGCUGAGGCAAGUAAUUCUAAGGCUAUUGUGCAUGCUCAUCUUGGGGAAAUGGAGUUGCAAGGGAUAGAUGAACUGAGUUCUGUUGCCAGAGAAAUGGUUAGAUUGAUCGAAACUGCAACGGCUCCCAUAUUUGCUGUUGAUGUCGAAGGUCACAUAAAUGGGUGGAAUGCAAAGGUCGCUGAAUUGACAGGUUUAUCAGUUGAAGAAGCAAUGGGGAAGUCCUUGGUUCAUGAUCUUGUGUACAAAGAAUCACAGGAGACUGCUGAGAAGCUUCUGUACAAUGCUCUAAGAGGCGAGGAAGAUAAAAAUGUAGAAAUAAAGUUGAGGACAUUUGGCGCUGAACAACUGGAGAAAGCUGUUUUUGUGGUGGUUAAUGCUUGCGCUAGCAAAGAUUACACAAACAACAUUGUUGGUGUUUGCUUUGUUGGGCAGGAUGUUACUGGGGAAAAAGUUGUUAUGGACAAGUUUAUUAAUAUCCAAGGUGAUUACAAGGCCAUUGUGCACAGCCCCAAUCCUCUGAUCCCUCCAAUAUUUGCAUCAGAUGAGAACACUUGUUGCUCCGAGUGGAACACUGCCAUGGAAAAACUCACUGGUUGGUCUAGAGGGGAGAUUGUUGGAAAAAUGUUAGUUGGUGAGAUUUUUGGAAGUUGUUGUCGGCUCAAGGGCCCAGAUGCCAUGACAAAGUUCAUGAUCGUGUUGCAUAAUGCAAUUGGAGGCCAGGAUACAGACAAGUUUACAUUUUCCUUUUUUGACCGAAAUGGGAAAUAUGUGCAAGCUCUUUUGACUGCAAACAAGAGAGUCAAUAUGGAGGGCGAUACUAUUGGGGCUUUCUGUUUCAUACAGAUAGCCAGUCCCGAACUGCAGCAAGCUCUUAGAGUUCAAAGGCAACAAGAAAAGAAGUGUUAUUCUCAGAUGAAAGAGCUGGCAUACAUUUGUCAGGAAAUAAAAAGUCCUCUUAAUGGUAUACGCUUUACAAAUUCAUUGUUGGAGGCCACAAAUUUGACAGAAAAUCAGAAGCAGUAUCUAGAGACAAGUGCUGCUUGUGAGAGGCAGAUGUCUAAGAUCAUUAGGGAUGUUGAUCUGGAAAACAUUGAGGACGGUUCACUGACCCUUGAGAAAGAAGAUUUUUUUCUUGGGAGUGUAAUAGAUGCUGUUGUUAGCCAAGUGAUGCUAUUGCUGAGGGAAAAAGGCGUGCAGUUAAUCCGUGAUAUACCAGAGGAAAUUAAGACAUUAACAGUACAUGGUGAUCAAGUGAGAAUUCAACAGGUCUUGGCAGAUUUCUUGUUGAACAUGGUACGGUAUGCACCAUCACCUGAUGGGUGGGUAGAAAUCCAACUUCGACCAAGUAUGAUGCCAAUAUCUGAUGGAGUAACUGUUGUGCAUAUUGAACUCAGGAUUAUAUGCCCCGGCGAAGGGCUUCCUCCUGAAUUGGUUCAAGACAUGUUCCACAGCAGUCGGUGGGUAACUCAGGAAGGCCUAGGACUGAGCAUGUGCAGAAAAAUGUUAAAGCUUAUGAAUGGAGAAAUCCAGUAUAUCAGAGAAUCAGAAAGAUGCUAUUUCCUGAUUAUCCUUGACCUGCCAAUGACCCGCAAAGGUCCAAAGAGUGUUGGCUAGGAGCUUACAGCACACAGUAAGAGAAGAACCUGUAAUAUCUCUUAAAAUUGCAUGCUGGUGAAAUUCUGGUAAUGCCUCUGAUCCUUUAAUGGAACUUGACACAGGAGAGAGCAAGUAUGGGGGAUUGAUCGGCAUCAUUCUAACGCUAUUAAAUGAGCUGUUUCCUACAUUGUUGCGACUUGUAUUUGCCAGCGUCUUUUAUAACUCUGAACUGGUAUUCUCUCAGCAUGUGCAAGUUGAGAAAGCUGUUGCUCCUUCGUGUAUGUUUUUACCAAAGAUUAAUUCUUGACAUAGUAAGUGGCUAAUGGCCAAAUAAUUGGAAAAUGGUUAGCAUGAUUCCAAAUUACUUGAUCCCAGAGCUGUUGUGUGUAGCAUAACAAGUGUAUUGUUGUAUAAUACUAGUAUGUAUUAAAAGGUGGAAUAAAUGUCAUCCUUUCCAUGGUCUGGAUGAGUUGGUGUCUCCCACUCUUUGUAACAUUAGGAUUUGUGUAACAUGAACAUACUGAGAAUCUUAAAUGACUAAUUAGCUCCUCUUGGUGGCUGAUCUUCCUAUUUUUGGAAAUAA